Messenger RNA from Thalassophryne amazonica, 705 nucleotides. It is a transcript of the gene lamtor5, whose product is annotated as late endosomal/lysosomal adaptor, MAPK and MTOR activator 5. The transcript has 4 exons. Gene Ontology annotation, molecular function: guanyl-nucleotide exchange factor activity. The record is from RefSeq and is a predicted model, not a curated record. Bases 112 to 387 code for a protein of 91 amino acids. Gene Ontology annotation, biological process: positive regulation of TORC1 signaling; cellular response to amino acid stimulus. Lineage: Eukaryota; Metazoa; Chordata; Actinopteri; Batrachoidiformes; Batrachoididae. Gene Ontology annotation, cellular component: lysosome; cytoplasm; Ragulator complex.
UGUAGCGCACGUGAGUGUCAGCUGACACCAGCAGGAAGCUUUGAGGAAGAAGACGCGCAUCACAACAACAAAACAAAAUUUCCUUAAAGUUCUAACUGAAGGCUGUUCGUCAUGGAAUCGACGCUGGAGCAGCAUCUUGACGAUACUAUGAAGAAUCCUGCAGUUGUUGGAGUGCUGUGUACAGAUCAACAAGGACACAACCUGGGCUGCCGUGGCUCCUUGUCUGACGAACAUGGAGGUGUUGUGUCUGUUUUGGCCAAACAAGCUGCAGCUCUCACCAAAGACCCAACAGACAUCCCAACUGUGUGUCUGGAGUCUGACUCAGGGAACAUUUUGGUGAGGAGUCAUGGGACCAUCACAGUAGCUGUUCAUAAGAUAGCAUCAUGAAAUCAGCUCCACUUCUAUAGCCCCCACCCCCUCCUGUGUAUUUAAGCACAUAGCACACAGAAUGAACUAUGAAAAGAAUGUUAAAUUUCUGCUCUUUUACUCAGAGUAAUAAUGAGUCUCUGUUGGUCUUCUCUGUUUUCUGUAAUGAUGAGUUCCUGAAAAUACUGAUACCGUAUUUUGUUUAAAAACCUGUAAUCCAUGUCAGCUGGUGCUGAGCACCGAAACCAUUGUGUUUAACAACCAGGUAUUGAUUAUUCAUCAGUCCAAAGUGUCACACAUGUCACAACAACAUUCAUUAAACUUUAACUUGUUGCUUCA